AUGGAGAAUAAUUUCGAGCAAGUGGAACGCGAGCUGUUGGAGCAAGCAAAUGGAGUCACUACUUUGGGCGAGUGUUUUAUGUGGUUGCAGCGAUGCGACGAGAUUAUACAACAGCUUGAGGAACAUAACCGUAUCAAGCGUCCUCGGCUUACCGUCGGACAAAGACAAUCGUUGGUGGCGAGGAUCGCGCGACUCGAAGGUGAAAAGACACAAUUACAAAGACGUUUCGUGGAUGUAGGUGGUAAUUACGCGAGCACUAGUAAUAACGCGAACAAACUCAUGUGGCGAGAGAUAGAUACAGCGUUCGAGAAUCGCAUUCAGACAGGUGCAGUGAUAAAUACAAACUAUAUUGAACCGCGAACGUUUUUAGAAGACGCAGGCGAUAUAGUGCUCGAGCAAGUGCGGGACGCUCUAGAAAAACACAACAAUUACGAGCGACGCAUUAUCGAGCCCACUUUGACUUCGCUCGAAGAGUUUCAAGAACGUGAUAGCGGAUGGGCGUUGUCGCGAAUUCUUAAUUUGACUCUAAAUAUAAAUAAGUACAAUCCUCUACACGCGGGGUGUCAUGUGACAUUACCGCGAGAAAUAAUGAUGAAGCGUGCAGUAGUGAACGUUAAUUCAAAAGAUAACGCAUGCUUCGCGUGGCCGGUGGUCGCCGCUCUACAUCCUGCUGAAAGAAACACAGGAUUGGAAUCGUCAUAUCCACAUUAUGCAACAGUCCUAAAGCUUGAUGAUAUUGUGUUUCCCGUUACAGUAAAGGAUAUAGGAAAAUUUGAGAGUCUAAACAAUAUAUCGAUCAACGUCUACGGGAUGAAAAAGGAAAUGGCAAUGCUAAAGAUUCUUCCGCUGCGGCUCUCCAAUGACAAGAAAGAGAAGCAUGUUAAUUUAUUAUACAUGCAAAAUCCGCGCGAAGACAGCGUAGGCCACUUUGCCUGGAUAAAAAAUCUGUCCCGUCUCGUCAGCUCCCAACUGAGCAAACAUAAUGGAAAAAAAUUCAUUUGCGAUCGGUGCUUGAACUAUUUUUCAUCAUGCGAGAGGUUGCAAUCACACGCUGUAGACUGUCAGAGAAUGAACGACUGCGCUAUCACAUUGCCCGCUGAAGACGACAAGUGGUUGAAUUUCCGGAAUGUAAACCACAAGGAACGAGUGCCCUUUAUCGUCUACGCGGACCUCGAGUGUGUGCUGCGGAAGACGCAACAUGAUACAGAGCAAGCGUCGUACACAUAUCAACAACAUGAGGUAUUCAGCAUCGGAUAUUACGUGCGAUGCUCGUACAACAACACGUUAUCCGCGUACCGGUUUCGUUGCGAUAAAGAUUGCGUCGCAUGGUUCACUAAACAACUUGAAGAAUUAGCGUAUAAUGUUAAGACUCGUUUAUCAACUAAUGUUUCCAUGGAAACAUUAUCGGAGGAACAAUUGGAGGCAUAUCGUAGCGCGACGCGGUGUCAUAUCUGCGAUAAGCCGUUCGCGUCGGAUGAUACGCGGGUGCGCGAUCAUUGUCAUUUGACUGGUCGUUACCGCGGUCCUGCACAUUCUCUCUGCAAUUUAAAUUAUCGAAAUGUAUCAUACAUGCCAAUUAUUUUUCAUAAUUUAUCUGGAUACGAUUCACAUUUUAUUAUUAAAAAAAUAGCCACAGCGUUUAAAGGAAGGACCGACGUACUCCCCAUCACAAAAGAAAAGUACAUUUCUUUUACAAAACAUGUCGUAGACACAGCUGAUAAAUUAGAUCCACACAAUUACAUAAAACUACGGUUCAUAGAUUCAUAUAAAUUUUUAAAUACUAGUCUUGAAAAAUUAGCAUCAUUUCUAGGCAAAGAAAAAUUAAAAAUUGUACGUUCCAAAUUUUUACACUUAUCUGACGAGGAUUUCGAUUUAUUGACACGAAAAGGUGUAUUUCCGUAUGAGUACAUUGACUGCGUGGACAAACUGCAGGACGCGUGCUUACCGCCGCGCGAAUCAUUUUUCAGUUCCCUGACCUCUGAUACUGUAUCCGAGAGUGAUUACGUGCACGCCGAGAAUGUAUGGAAGCGAUUCUCUAUUCGAACCUGA
This is a messenger RNA of Monomorium pharaonis (pharaoh ant), 2049 nucleotides long. RefSeq lists its product as uncharacterized. The record is from RefSeq and is a predicted model, not a curated record. Gene Ontology annotation, molecular function: nucleotide binding; DNA-directed DNA polymerase activity; DNA binding. The transcript is spliced from 4 exons. NCBI's taxonomy places the organism in Eukaryota, Metazoa, Arthropoda, Insecta, Hymenoptera, Formicidae. Gene Ontology annotation, biological process: DNA replication. The coding region runs from base 1 to 2049 and encodes 682 amino acids.